GCUGAACAAAGGGUGCAAUGUAUCGCCCUGCUGCGCACUCCUCAGCCAGCGAAGGUUGCUUAAAAGGUGCUAUCACACGGGCAACUUUACUGGCAUCUUACUACCAAUACAGGCAUCUUGGCGCCAGUACUGGUGGCUAGACGCCAUCAAUCACGAGACGCCAGUGAUUGUCAUCUUGAAGCAAGUGGCGUCUUUGUUUACAUUCUCUCAGCUAUUGUGUGGGCAUUGUCCAUGGAACAAAUUAUUUGGUCCAAGGAUGCUCUUGCCACCCUCUGUGAGCUCUAUAGAGAAAAACAAGUGUGUAUGGGACACCAGAGAGGAAAACUAUUCAAAGAGCAAUAUGAAAAGAGAAGUUUUCAAGAAAUUAACAGAAGCUCUGAAGCAGUAUCUUAACAUGGGACCUGUAACGCCUGAUAUUGUAAGGCCUAAGCUGAAGUCACUUCGGCAGUAUUUCUUCCGGGAAAUGUUGAAAACACGCAAUACUCCAAGUGGUUCAUCAGGAAAAACCUCUGGCAAAUGGGAACUCUUUGACUCCCUGAACUUCUUGGCUGUCAUAGUAGUAAACGUCCACAAUCCCAGCUAAUCAAUGGCUGAUUCUAAGAGUCUCAUCACAAGAGCUUCAAAGCAAGCCACCACCAUUUGCCCACACACCAGAGCACUCAUGUGAAGAGCAUGUUGAAGUGACCCUGUCAGCUGAUGAGGAAGUGUCAUCCAGUUCCAGUUGUAGGAAGGUUUACUACAAAACUAAGCUCUGACUCAGAAUCAUGUGAUGUGUUGAUGCCUCAAAAUGCAACACCUGGGUGCAAUGAUAAGCCUCGUGACACAUCCAUAGAUAACAGGCCUAGGAAAAAGACUAAAAGAAACUU
This is a messenger RNA of Scylla paramamosain (green mud crab), 866 nucleotides long. RefSeq lists its product as uncharacterized. The transcript has 3 exons. The coding region runs from base 257 to 583 and encodes 108 amino acids. The record is from RefSeq and is a predicted model, not a curated record. NCBI's taxonomy places the organism in Eukaryota, Metazoa, Arthropoda, Malacostraca, Decapoda, Portunidae.